AUGUUCCACCGCGGAGCUAGGGGGCGACAACCGUUUGAAACCGCUCCCCUCGUUAAGUGUUAUAACUCGGCCAAACGAGGUCGUAGAGCGAUGAUAGAGAAGUCGCAGUGUGUUGUCAUUCUCACCACAACAGGCGGCGACCUGCUCCGGCUUCUGCAUCUGGCGUCUGCCUUCAAACAUUUGGCUCAGACCGUGGCAAAGUACCACUGUAAGUACCACUGUAAGUACCACUGUAAGUACCACCGUAAGUACCACAGUAAGUACCACCGUAAGUACCACCGUAAGUACCACCGUAAGUACCACCGUAAGUACCACCGUAAGUACCACCGUAAGUACCACUGUAAGUACCACCGUAAGUACCACCUACCACGUAAGUACCACCGUAAGUACCACCGUAAGUACCACCGUAAGUACCACCGUAAGUACCACCGUAAGUACCACCGUAAGUACCACCGUAAGUACCACCGUAAGUACCACCGUAAGUACCACCGUAAGUACCACCGUAAGUACCACCGUAAGUACCACCGUAAGUACCACCGUAAGUACCACUGUAAGUACCACCGUAAGUACCACUGUAAGUACCUAGAACUCAUCGACACUCCUGGCGUAAUUCCUGGAUUUGACUUGAGUGAAACAUUUGGGGUCAACAUAAAUAUUUCUAGUAUUUAUCGAGAUUGUGAAGAUAAUAAGCCAGCGUGGUCCACCUUUCAUUUGAAUCAGCAAAUAAAUCUUGAUGAUCUUCUCAAUGUAUCUAAAUACACAGAUGAAAUUAAGAAAUACUUUGAGAACACCAACAUCGACUUGGCCCCUGUCACUUUUCUCACUCCAGAAGUGAAGAACCAACUACAGAGAUUUUCCUCAAAGGCAAACGACAUUGAUUUAGAAGCUCCAGUGCAGCGGUUAAAUAAAAUUUCUAGAGUCAACUUGAACUCUACGGCUGACAAACUUGACCAACUGGCAAACACCACAAGCGGUAAAACGCAACAGGAACUGAAAAAUGAAACUCAGACCCUAAGAAAAAUCCAGGUUGAUAUCGAAACUGUUAUAUUUCCUCAAUUGGCAACAAUAAACUCAACAAUUGCAGAGCUAAAAACUUCAGUGGGAGGAAUAAAUGCCACUGUGGGGGAGGUGCUGAGCAGCGUGGGAGAAGCACAAGACUUUUUCGACAAUAAUGCAUCAGAGAUCGUUGUGAGCGAAAGUGUAAAGUUUUUUGACUGUCAGUUGGGACACUUCACGGCCUUUGCUGACUGGGCAAAAAUGACGAUCACGCAGGAGAUGGGCCGCUGUGGACCCGUGGCAGGAGCGAUGGACUCUGCUGAGCACAUCGUCUGCUCCAACAUAGUGGCGUCCCUGAAUGCCUUCUGGUUCAGCCUGGGAUGGUGUAUGAUCUUUCUCAUCCCAAGCAUCAUCUUAUCCAUCAAACUGGCCAAAUACUACAGGAGGAUGAAGUAUUCCGAUGUGUAUGAUGACAUAGACCUGAACUAUAUCCCCAGGGCUCAAAUGAAAUUCAACUGA
Knipowitschia caucasica is the source of this 1515-nucleotide messenger RNA. The record is from the annotation of a GenBank genome assembly. Lineage: Eukaryota; Metazoa; Chordata; Actinopteri; Gobiiformes; Gobiidae.